AUGAGUUGUACUUACAAAGAAAGAAUGUUUAAUUUACCCGCGACACAACAAGCCAACGGACCGAUGCCUGCUUCUUCACCGGUCGCUUCCGCCUCCUCUUCUUCCUCUUCCUCUUCCUCGUCCCAACCCCAACUUACUAAUGGCGGCCCCAGUCAAAUCCGACUACCACCAAAAAAGGACUUCCGCUCAGAGUCGGAGCAACAACAAUUACAACAGAUUCAAAAGGUGUCGCCUUUUCCAACUUCAGGCACGCAAUCGCAGGCAAUUCGAAAUGCUGACAGCCCCCUCGAUUUGUCAGUCAAGACUCGAAAACGUUCCGCUGACACAACAAUCUUCGAUUACUUCCUUGGGGGGAUGUCACCGCUGAAACGGACCAAGGCUGCUACGACGGGGGUACCUCCAAUACCGUUGGAUCUAACCAAAACAAAGACUUCACCAAUGAAACAGAUGGUACCUCCGCCUGGCAUGAUGAGUCCCACCUACACAACCACAAACCCUUACGCCUACAAAACGAUGGCGCCAAAAGCCUCUUCUUCAUCUUCCGCGUCUCCGUCAAAACUAAAACACGUUAAACCGUCCAAAGGUAAAGAAGUUCAUAACACAAUUCGGUCCUUACCCCCGGACAGUGUGAGCCGGAUAACGGUCGGUCAGCAGCAACAGACUACUUCAAAUCGACAGAAGCUGCCCGGUGGCUAUAUCAGCUUUCCAUCAAUGUUUACUCCACAGCCUACAUCAGUGGGGGCUGCAGGACUGAGUCCUUCUUCUUUGAUGGCUAAAUCCCAAACAGGCCACGGGGGCGACUCAAGAGUUUCUGGUUCUCAUCAGCAAAUUUCGCACGGUCUGCGGGAAGUGUCUGCAGAAUCGAUGAAGUCCUCGUCACAGCGGGGCCUUACUUUGUUUGAACAGCAGCAACACGGUCAGUCAACGUCGCGUUCGCACCACAUACAACAAUACCAAUAUUCGCAACAGCGCCAACUUCACCCCAGUCAGCAGCAACAUUAUCAGCCUACCCGGCAAAUGCACGCUACGGCGAACCAACGACCUCAACACACAUCCCAGAGACCCCCACCCAUCCAACAACAGUCCGCCUCAAGUCAGCGCCCUCAAGCACCACCACCACACUGCCAGCCCAACCCACGCCUUCGUGACCACGAUCUCGUAACCCAGCAACACCGUCUCCAGCAACAGCGUCUGCAGCAACAUUUUCUGCAACAGCAGCAGCAACGCCAACAACAGUCACCAAUUCAUCCAGCUUCGUCUUCAUCGUCCCUUACUUCUCCCAUCGCCAUCUCUUCACCCUCCUCCCCAUCUGUAACUGUGCUCUCAUCUACAUCGUCGUCGUCCUCUACUUCGCUGGCGGCAUCUGUCUCCUCUUCCUCCUCAUCAACGUCAGCCUCAUCUACCCGCUUACUACCCCUUUCUGUCAGUAGCGCCUAUUCCGAGAUAUCGGCUACUGGCGGAGCAGUUGGGGUGUCGGCGAAGGUUUUCCCGUUCCACCAAAUAGAACAGUCGUCGAAGAAAUACGACAACCUGCCGUCGACACACAAGUUGCGCCCGAACGGAAACGUAGGUAUGGCCAGUGAUGGUAUAACAAGUAAUAAUAAUAGUAGCAUCGAGAUGACGUCCGGCGGUAUGAGCAGAUAUAGUCCCGACAGCACAGACUGUACGAUCUCAGGGGUCACAAGACGCGUGCCGCUGGUGUCGGAUCUCCACUCUCAGCAGCGCCACUUACACCAAACUUAUCAGGACCAGCAAGAACUGUCUGCCCUGUACGCGGGAAUCCCUAUAGAUAAGCUAGCAAACUCUGCCAACAGCAAAACACCUUCAGGCUAUAAAACAAUGCCGAUGUCUCCGUACCACCAACAACAAAUGUAUGUACCAGCUGCAUUCCAGAAACUUUCACAGGCCGAUGGUCAAAAGAAACAUUCUCAAAUAGUCAGUAACAACAUAUCUGGGUCGGCCAAAUCGGCUUCGAUUCUUUCCGAAUCUCCGUCGAGUAAAGCGUACCAUUCAGCUUAUCACUACCAGCAACAACAAAGACAUAUAUUAAUGACGGCUAAUAAAUAUGAAGGCGCCACUGUAGUCGCUGCUACUGCUCCUGCUGUUUCGGGCCCGCAUCAUAUCACCUCGCCACCGUCAUCUUAUUCGUCAUCUGUCCCCACCACCACGUCGUCUUCUUCCUCCUCCACCUCUUCUUCUUCUAUGGUGUCCGUCCAGAGUAAACAAAAGAUAAAACAACCGCCGCAGACGUUACACUACAAUAAUCUAUCGAUGAAAUCUCCGUCACGUUCGAGUUUGGAACUGCUAAGGAUAUCAAAUGACAGCAACGAUGACGUAAAGAUCAUUGGAUCGACCCCAGGUCCUGGAUCUUCCGCGUCCUCCUCAAACACCCCAUCGCGCCCCAUGAAAGAAGUACCCGUGAUCAACAUAAUCUCUGAUAGCCAAGAGUCGCUGUCACCCGGCCGCGGCUCUGCGAAAUCUCUAGUCGCAUCUGGUAACGGUCCAUCAAUAAGUGGCAGAGGAGCUCAUACAGCAAGCUCUCAACAAGGAUCGGAAUCUGCCAAGAUAUUCACUACCCCUCUUUCUAUCAACAUCCCUAGUGAAUCUUCGACGGAAUCGUCUGCUUCGGGGACGACAACCGGCGGUGCUGGGAAGUCAGAGGCCGCUUCUGGGAAGUCGUCUCUGACUGAAAGUAGAGACCCGAAAUUAGGUUCACGAAAACACAUAAUCAUGAACGCUGUCAACCACGACGAAGCCCUGAAAAAGGUCUUCCACGUCGAUAACGGCAGCGGUACCAGCCUCAAUCCCCAUGAAGAGUCCUUAUCAGAAACUUCCUUUAACAGUAUUAGCCCCGCUCCCUCGCCCAAGAUGCCAAUUCUUAGUCCACAGCACAAAAAUCCACCUCGUAUGGGAUCUCCAUCCACGAGUGACCCUCCACCUCUCGAGCCCAGCCCGGCCACAUUCUUGGAAAAUCCAAGUCCAGUGUCCUUCGUUCAAGAGAAUUUAUCGAACAAUGACCAAAUUAUUCGGCCCAACUUGGAAAUCAAACGGGCUCCGACUAACGCUCCCCCUCAAAGACCCAAGCCACCAAUCGCUUACCUCCAAGACCCAAUGUUCCGCGCCCAGUUCCCAUCGUCAGUCUUCGGCCAGCAUACGCCCUACCUUUCCGCAUUUAACGCGCCUAUGCAUCCAUACAUGCACCUGAUGCCGACGGCUGAGCAUACGGUACACGCGACUGCUUCAGCAGCCGCAGCGGCAACGCGUAUCCCCGAGGGUAACGGGAAUACCGGAAGUGGAGUACCCCCAGCUGGUAUGGCGGGUGCAAAUGGCGGCAAGGUGGUUAUGGACAGUCUUCGGGAGAAACGAGAAGGGUUUAAUGUACGUAGUACUGUACGCAACAAAAACAUUCCAGUAGCUAAUGUAGCUCCUAUUGUUCAAGGUAAACAUUAUCGACAAAGCACAUCGACAAAUAGUGGUAGAGGAAAUACGAAUAAUGUUAAUAAUAAUGUCGGUCCGAAUCUGGGUUUGCCGCUGAAUGCGACAAGUAGUAAUGGUGAAAUUAAUCACAGUACCAAUUCAGACGAAGUAAAGAUAAUUUCAGCGUCGAAUGAUGGGCCUUACCGAUCGAGUGGGGUCGGCGAGAAGGGCAAAUCGAAAAGCGGUUCGAUCGUUACGGGCGCUGGAGGUGGAGGCGACAGUAGUGCUGGUGGCGGUGGUGGUUUGAAGGAAGCCAGCGGCAAGGUGAGCCCCACCAUGCCGAGGACCUUCUUCUCCCCGCACAAUAUCAUUUCCAUGUUCAAAAACUCGAAAAAUGAAAAGAUCCUGGAAUCGAUGUGCUGCGACAAGAACGCCCAGCGCGGGAAAAUGUCGCUGAAGGACGCGAUUAACACUUUGCUGGAGAAACACUGCAAGGAAUUGCACGUGGAAACGGACCAGGGUGAAGGCAGCCCUUCGUGCCUAUCGUCUUCCUCGAGAUCUAGCGAUGUAGAAAUCAUCGAAAACCCCUUCGAAAGGGACGAUGAUCCACUCAUUACAGAGACAACCAGUUCAACAACCACUCUCAAUAGUACCACCACCAACACCAACACCACCAACAGCAACAACCAUUCAGCUAACAGCAAACAACAUCCUCUUUUACACCGACACUCUGGCACCACCACUAAUACUACUACUACAAUUACAACUACUAUUACUAACACUACGACUUUCGGCACGAUUGUAUCCAGUGCCAUUAAUGGUGCAACCUUAGCUGAUAACAAUAGGCCAACCAUUCCUAGUAAUGAACGACUGCCUGGAGCUUUUACCUCGAAGAAACAACAAAAUCGUCAGCUUUUAUUACAACCUCAAGAUCAUGACGAUGAAGAUGUGAUAACGUUGACUGUUGAAUCAAACCCUAAAUUUAAUACAACCAAUAUUAAUAAUAGCGCGGGUACGAGCAGUAAAAAUCGGUUAGGUAACCUCCAGACAGACGCUCAUAUGAACCGGUUAAAGCAGAAACUGCUUCAAUCGGUGCCUGUCGACAUGUCAAAUUCUGAGGUCCCUUCAACUGGUUACAAGAAAUACAACUGCAAAAGUGGUGAUGUGCCUGGUGUAAACAGUACCAGUGCGAAAAGUCGCAACGCUUGUAACCAUGUAAGCGACAAGCAUCAAUUAAAAGAGUCGGGAAAAGCCGAGGAGGCAGCCCUAGAUGAUCUGUGUCAGUCGGCGGUCACCAAUACCCGGGAACGCAUCCCGGAUAAGUAUCCCGGUGCAGAUGGGCAGAGACUUGGUUCGCAGCGGGCCCAACACUGUCAGGAAAAGAAGAGCUUUACAUCCGAUAUUCACAAAGUAGUCAAGAAUCAGGGCAGAACGGAACAGAAUCUUGAAGACGUUUUCAACCGGACCAAAGGAAAAGACAAGUAUUUGUCGGAGAAGCGUAAAACCUCCGGUAGAAGACUCGCCGAAGAAUUAAAACGAAAAGCUGUUUUGAGAGCCGUUGUUUACCGGAAAACCCUUUACCAGGAAUUUAACGAACGGAUUCGAAUAGGACGUACCCACAAGGACGGAGAAAGCCGCAUCAUCAUGACAAGGUCCAGUACCAGGGAUAGAGGUUCACAAAGGACGCGCCGCCGGUCAUCCCUUCGGCCGAGGGCUGCCCGUCCUCAGCGUGGUGCCCUCGUCGAAAAAGACAGCGAGGAGGAUGAAAGUUUACCCGGAUGCUGGGAAAUCGAACGCAGUAGUCCCUCUCUGAGACUGCGCAGAAGACGCGGAGGUGCUAUCGCCGCAAACAAUAGUAAUAGUAUUAGUAAUAUAAAUGAUUCCACAGCUGGGUCAGGGAGUAUUAAUAAUAAUAAUAAUAAUAAUAAUAAUACGAACACUAACAAAAGGCGUCUCAUGAUGACCUUGCACUGGAGACCACGGAGAGCUUCCAAAAAUUUCUGCGUUGCCGGUCGAAGGAAGUACCGUGUUGUGACUCGAUAUUCGUCCAGGAGCAAACGAAAUAUGUUUGGAAGCCAGUUACCGCAUAGCUACAACCGGCAGACACUUGACUGGGCAGAAGUACGCCAACUGCCCGUGCCGGCUCGCAAAAAUCCACCCGGUAGUUCUACUCGUACAACUACGGUGGAUAUGGAAGAACUUCGAGAUGAUGAAACAGAAAGCGUGGCGAGUAAUUCUAACAGCAUUGGUGGAACGCUACCAAUUCCACCAGAAAUUCGGCGGAUAGCUAUAAAUAAGAAUUCCGGCGAAACAUUACUGCAUCGUUCAGCACGCUGUGGAUAUGAGGACGUGUUGCUCCAUUGUUUAGAAACGAAAUCUGUCGACGUGAAUGCACGUGACAAUGCUGGCUUCACACCUCUGCACGAAUGCUGCGUCCGGGGAAACCUCCUUAUCGCUCGUUAUCUCAUCUCAUACGGCGCUGACGUUAAUCAGUGCUCCCAGGACGGAAUCAGUUUUUUUUCUCUCUUUCGCUCUCUCUCUCUUUCUCUCUCUCUCUCUCUCUCUCUUUCGCUCUCUUUCUCUCUCUUUCUCUCUUUCUCUCUCUCUUUCUCUCUCUCUUUUUCUUUUUCUUUCUCUCACUUUCAUUCUCUUUAUUUUUUCUUUCUCUUUCUCAUUCUUUCUCUCUCUCAUUCUCUCUCAUUCUUUCUCUCUCAUUCUCUCUCUCUCAUUCUCUCUCAUUCUCUCUCUCUCAUUCUCUCUCAUUCUCUCUCUCUCAUUCUCUCUCAUUCUCUCUCUCUCAUUCUCUCUCUCUCUCUCAUUCUCUUUCAUUCUUUGUUUGUUUCUCUCUCUCAUUCUUUCUGUUUCAUUCUCUCUCUCAUUCUUUCUGUUUCUCUAAUUCUUUCUGUUUCUCUCAUUCUUUCUGUUUCUCUCUCUCUCUCUCUCUUUCUGUUUCUCUCUCUCUCUCUUUCUGUUUCUCUCUCUCUCUCUCUUUCUGUUUCUCUUUAUUAUUAUUAUUAUUAUUAUUAUAGUAUACUCACUCGACUACUUUUUAACAACCCUGACAUUUUAUAUCUGCCAUUGCGAACUGAUAAGCUCACAAGUCAGACGCUACGUGAUCUGGAAGUGAAUGACUGUGCUCUCUAUCGACGUAGUUUUCUCGUUGCAACCCAUUCGCUUUAUGUGCCUACCAAGUUGAACGUAGGAUAUCUCGAGUUUAUAAACAAGGUUAACAUAACAUAUUUUUUGCCUUUUCUCAUAUUAUCUAUCUGUUUUUUUUCUCUCUCUCUCGUCUCUGGUUUUCUCUCUCUCUCACACUGGUUUUCUCUCUCUCUCUCUCUCUCCUCUGGUUUUCUCUCUCUCACUUCUCUGGUUUUCUCUGGUUUUUCUCUCUCUCACUUCUCUGGUUUUUCUCUCUCUCACUUCUCUGGUUUUUCUCUCUCUCACUUCUCUGGUUUUUCUCUCUCUCUCUUCUCUGGUUUUCUCUCUCUCUCUUCUCUGUUUCUCUCUUUCGUCUCUGUGAAAUCUCUCUGUCUCUUUGUCUAUCUCCUUCUCUUUCUCCUUCUCUUUGUCUAUCUCCUUCUCUUUCUCUCUCUCGCUUUCUCAUUUAUUUUUUUAAAUUAUUUUUACUUUUUGUACAAAUAUGAACGCUGCUCUCGAUGGAUUUCAUAUCUAAUUACACGUGUUUCCCUUCGAUCUCUCCGAUACAUGGUUUCUUAUAUGAUUUUAUUUGUUUCGUUUUUUUUUUUUUUUUUUUUUGUUUUUUAUUCUUUCCCCCCCCUCUCUCUUUCACCUUUACGUUUACCUCUUUUGCAUUUACGUUUGUUCUAUCUCUUCUGUCCGUCUGUUUCUCACGCCAUUUACGUCAUUCGUUUGUCCUCUCUCGCCUUAUUUUUACCUCGUUCUCUUUCGUCUUUACGUCUCUCCUUUCUCUGUCUCUCUUCUAAAUUGCUCAUUCUUUGA
Molecule: messenger RNA, 7377 nt
Organism: Acanthosepion pharaonis
Lineage: Eukaryota; Metazoa; Mollusca; Cephalopoda; Sepiida; Sepiidae
Source: the annotation of a GenBank genome assembly